This is a messenger RNA of Pogonomyrmex barbatus (red harvester ant), 6166 nucleotides long. RefSeq names its product NBAS subunit of NRZ tethering complex. NCBI's taxonomy places the organism in Eukaryota, Metazoa, Arthropoda, Insecta, Hymenoptera, Formicidae. The record is from RefSeq and is a predicted model, not a curated record. Gene Ontology annotation, cellular component: Dsl1/NZR complex. Gene Ontology annotation, biological process: retrograde vesicle-mediated transport, Golgi to endoplasmic reticulum. Gene Ontology annotation, molecular function: SNARE binding.
CUCAUAUUUAAAGAAAUAAGGAAUUCAUCAAUGUCAAAUCGCGUCCAUAAACUCAUUUAUUGGAGCUCCUCGUUUCCUCUCUCGCAUAUGAUCGUGUCAGCUGCAUACGUGGUUUACGGCUUUCCACAUGUGUCGGAUUAUACAUAUACGUGUGUGUGGUGACAAGAUGAGCAACGUGAACGAAACGUCGAAUGAACCGAUACUGUAUGAAUUAUUAGAAUAUUUCGUUCGUAAGCAAGAACCGGAAUUAAUAAAAUGCAAAAACGAUGCGGUUAUCCUCCCAACUACUGGCACAAUAAAAAAUGCUCUGAGAUAUCUAAACAACAGGUAUUCUGUACCUGCGAGUAUUUCACAGCAGGUCAGUCUUACCCUACCAUGGAAAUUUGCUGUUGGAGAUCACGGUCGAGUACUUGCGAUUUUACAAGAAAACAUCAUCGAGAUACGAAAAGCCAAAGAUGAAUAUUCCUCCAUAGUAGGCAAGGCAUCGGCUCCAAAAGAUGCUUUUCCUCAAUGGCGUAAACUUGCAUGGAGUCCAGAUGGAAUGAUUUUAGUAUUGGCAUCUAGUAGUGGUUAUACAUCCUUUUACAGUGCUCUAGGCAAUAACAUUUUUAAUAUAAGUCCAAAAACAAUUUCGCAAAACCCUCAUAUUCUUGAGGUUGGUGAUGCUAUAGCAUCCAUGCUGUUCCUUAAACCAAGGACAACGAAUGAGAAAUGGGCCUAUGAAUUUAUUUUAAUUUCGUAUAGUGGAUUGCUUAGGUCUUACCAUAUUUCUACAAGUGGCUUUAGUGCAAAUUAUGACUUUUCCUUUGGUAAUUUUUACAAAAAUGGUAUUAAUGUUGUUGCCUAUGAUCAAAAUCGUAACUUAUUUUAUGUUGCUGGAAAUAUGAUAACAAAAAAAUUAACGUCUACUGCAUCAGAAUCUGGAUUAACUUCAUGGCGACUCUUGGAUGAUGACCCAUAUUGUACAUUAUCAUUUUCAUCUGAAUAUUCUGCUGUCAGCAAUUCACGAUUUUCUAUAUGGAAUUUAAUUCCUAGCUUUACCUUUCAAUCAGAGUCUAUUAUAUUUUCGAUAAAAAUUUCUCCGAAUGGUCAAUUUUUGGUAUGCUUACAUACGGAUGGUUCGGUCUCAUUGUGGGGUUUACCAAAUUUAAUAUUACAAAAGAAAUGGAAAUUGUGUGAGCAACCAGAAUAUAAUAUACCUAAUCCUUUGGGGAUUACAAAAUCUAAAAAGUUUCCAUCAGGAUUUACAGAAUUUCAUCCAAUAGAUAUUGGUUGGUGGUCAGAUCAGGCUAUCAUAAUAGCUCGAUAUUCAGGUUCUACUUCAGUCUGCUCUACAUGGAACCUAAAAAAUUUAUUAGGCAUUAGUCCAGAGUUUCUAGCAGGACAGCCACAAAUAUGUGAACUUGGUUUAGAGAAAGGAUUUUUAUGUUUAGAUUGUGAAAUAUUUAUUAUAAGUAAAAAACGAAAUAGAGAACCUAAUGAUGGUCAUGAUCAUUUAUCAGAAGCAUCAUCUGAAAGCGAGAGAGACGACGAUGAGUUGGAACCUGUUACUUUAUUAAAUUAUACUACAAAUUUGGUACAAAGCACAUUAUAUUCAAUAACGGAUAUUGAAAGAUUUCAACCAAAGAGGAAAAAGUCGAAAGUAUUACAUCGAACUUAUAGAAUUUUGGGUUUAAAAAGUACGACUCCGGAAGAACUCUAUUCUAGAAAAAUAGACAUUGAGGAAUACGAAGAAGCUUUAGCUUUAGCAAACACAUAUAAUUUGGAUACAGAUCUUGUUUAUCAAACACAAUGGAGAAAAUCAGAAUUAUCUUUAAAUGCUAUUGAAGAACAUUUAAGUAAAAUCAGCAAAAGAUCAUGGGUCUUAAAUGAAUGUGUUGUACGCGUUCCUGACACUAUGGAAGCUGCAAGGGAAAUAUUAAAUUUUGGAUUAAGAGGCGCAAAUUUAGAAACUUUAAUAGCUAUUGAUAUUUGUGAUAAUGACAAAUUUGUAUCUCCUGAUACAGAUAACGAUUGGCAAGCAUUAGAUGAAAUUACUGUAAGUUUAAAACAGGUGCAGAAAACUAACGAAAUGCUUGAAAAAAUAGACAUAAAAAAUUUGUCUGAGGCUCAAAAAGAUUUAAUUAAAUAUCGAAGGAAACUUCUCAGUCAUUUAGAUAAAUUGCUCACUUAUGAAAUUAUAUUAGAGUCUCCACUCAAAUACAAUAAAGACUUUUAUGAGGAGUUUCGUAGAUUAUCAGCUAUUGAAAAUGCAAUCAGAUUUGCUAAAGAUGGCGAUUGCCGAGCUGUUGAAAUUAUGUUUACUUAUUAUGGAGAAAGUUUGCUGCCUCACUGGCUAGCAAUUAUCAGUUUUUUUCCAGAAACUUUAAAGCCAUCAGAUUAUCAAAAAUUGCUGCCAGAAUGUGAUUCAGAAGGUCAACUAUUUUUGUUAGAUCAACGUGAAUUACGACAAAAAGAUUGGUCAGAAAAACAUGAAUUUAAUGAAAUAAUAAGUCUGAAUUCAGAUGAUCGAUCAGAAAUAUUAUAUGAAUUGGAACCUUCUUUGUUAAUAUAUAGAAAUACAAAACUUACACCAAACUUAUUACAAAAAUGGUAUAAAACACGAGCUUAUGAAAUUGAAAAGAAUAGUUCUUUAGUAGAUAAUGCUUUGCAAUUAGUUAAAAUUGGAAAGUCAUAUAAUAUUAAUGGUAUGGAAGAUUUAUUAUUAGAUUUGGAAACGUUAGAUGAUCUCGUGUAUAAAGUAAAUUUAGAAGAUAUGUCAUUAGAUAAAUUAGAGAAGUUGACUAAUGUAGAGAAAAUAAAACUUUUAAUGAGUACAUCAACUGAAACUAACUUUGUUGAAAAUAUAAAGAAUCUUUUAUUGCCUUUUAUUAAACGAAGGCAUCAGUAUAUGGGAGACCUGCAGAGAUGCUUAUUGAGUGAUUAUUUAGUCUGUUUAAGCAAAGACGAUUUGACAUUUCCAGUUAAAUUUUUUAAAUCAGUAAAACAGACCCAAGAUAGUGAAAUAAUCGAAAUGAUAGAUGAUAUGGCUAGUUUAGCUUUAGAUUGUGUAUAUGCUUGUGAUGAUCUUGACAUGUAUGAAAAAGCCAAGAAUAUUCUAGAUUCGAUAUUGAAAGAUUAUAAUGGAAAGAGUUCAAUAUAUAGUUUAUUGGAGCAGUGUGAAGGAGAACUUGAUUGCAUUCGACUUUUAAACAAAUAUGGUGUAAAAACAACGUUAAAAUUUAUACAACAAAAUAAAAACGAUCUCGAUAUCGCAAAAUCAUUGUUAGUUCAAAUGGCAAAGAGUUUGAAUAAAAGUUUAUUGCCUCCAGAUGAAAGGGAAUGGGCACAAUUAUUAAACGAUAUGUUAGAUAUACAUGGAUUAAUUUUUCCAUGUAUUGCUGUUGAAACCUGUUUUGAAAUAUGUGUUUCAGCCCGCUUACUUUCAAGGACUAAAUGUACUAUUCGUAAUUGUGCUACUUUGAUAGAAACCAAGAAAAAUGAGAAAUCUUUGGUAAAGGUAUCCUAUGAGACAGCUAUUGAGCUUAUAUUAGAAGCAUCCAAAGAAUAUUUUAAUGGUUCGAGAACACUUACUGAUCCACAUAUGGAAUUAGCUAAAACUUGCCUUGAUCUUAUCGAAGAUGAUAACAUAAAAAUUAAAGAAGAAUAUGAUCUUAUUAAAUCACUUCAAAUAUUAAAUGAAUUCAAUGUUGAUAUAUUACCUCUUCAAGUUAGAUUAACAGCAGAUAAAUUAACUCUGAUUGAACACUGCUUGAAUAAUCAAAGAGAUGCUUAUAAAAAUCGACAAAGAUUAUUAACAUUAGCAACUUAUUUACGAAUUGAAGGAAAAAAUAGUAGAUUCCGUGAAGGAAAAAUUUCAGAACUAAUAGCUAAAAAGGCACUUGAGAUCGAAGAUUAUACUACAUGCGCUACAAUAUGUAUGCAAUUAGCACAAAACAAUUAUCUUUCUGCCUGGGAAAUUUGUUUAAAUUUGGGAUGUUGUGAUAAUUAUCAAGAUUUAAAAAUUAGGCAAAAGUGUUUAUGGUUUGCGAUAAAUAAUGGUUCCAAUGAUAUAUUGGGUAAUGCUUUAGAGCAUGUACAUUUGUUAGAAAUACAAAUGCUACAUAAAAAUUUGGAAAUGUGGAUGCCCUCUGCUGAAUUUGAAAGCUUAAAAGAUGAAGAAAGUGAUAUAAGCGAAGAUGAUUUUACAGAUGCUAUGACAACGCCACAAGUAGAGGUAAAAGAAUUUGUUCCAAAAAUGUUGAAAACUUCAACAGGAAUUGUGAAAAGCUCAGCUAAUAUUAUGAAAGAAUCUACAUUUAGUUUGAUAAGAAACAUCAGUAAUACUACUUUUUGGAAGUCUAGACUGAAUAUAAACUUUAAAAACGAGUUAGAAACUGAUAUACAACAUGAAUCUGACAUGGAAAAUAAAAAGGAAGAUACAAAUCUUCAAAGUUUUCCAUGCUAUUAUGAAUCCUUGCACAAACUUUGUAGGAUAAGUGUUAAUGAAACAAAAUAUGAUAAGUGUUUUAUGACAGACAUAGAAAAUACCAAAUUAAAAUGCUGUCGAGCUCUUUUAAGAAUAACUAUGUUGAGUGAAUCCGCUUGCUAUGGACUAGAAAUAAGCGAUAUUAAUCAUUUGCUUUUAGAAUGUACAAAAUAUACAUUACCAGACGAUUGGCUACUUGGCAUGGCAUAUUUAUUGAGUUUAAAUAAAGAUCGCAUUUUAGAUGCUCAAGACAUUUUUAUGGAUUUGCCGCAAAUUGAAUUAUACAUACAAACUGCACUCUAUUAUUAUUCAUUAGAAUUGUAUAAGAAAUCAUAUUCUGAUUGCGGAAAAUUGUAUUUAUACAAUCCAUUUGAUUUAAUAAAAACCAUGAUAAUUGCAGCACAAAGUUCCGAAGAAUGUGAUAUUAUUAAAGCAUUGAAAUAUUGGCAAAAUUAUUUAAUUGGUGGAGCACAAAUUAUUAGCAUUAAACAAAUAAAAAUAAAAGAUAUAAAUAUGUUAGAACCAGAACAAAAUAGUAUUCAAAUACAUUUUGAAGAAACUGUAAAAACUUUAGAAUCUGUAAACAAAAAACGAAAAUCUACAGAAUCCAUCGAUGUCGAUAAUAUUCCAUCUUCAAAUUCUAAGACAGAUGAAGAUUUAGAACAUACUGUUAUCUCAGAUAAUAUUGAUGCCAUGGAAUGGACAGACGAUUGGGGUGAUUUUUCCGAUGAUAACAUGGAAGCAAAUAAUGAUAAGAAGAAUAAAAUUAAACUCGAAGGAAUUUCACAAGAAGAAAUCAUUUCUCCUCUUGAUCGUACAAUUGCCGAAUGCAUAACAGAAGAAGAUCGAUUCAAAUUAUUUCAAAAGCAAUUUAAUCAAAUUGAUAAUUUAGAACAAUAUCAGGAAGUAAAAAAAAUGAUAUCACAAUGGCCGAAAUUUAAUAUGUCGGAUCAUAUCACGGUAGAAAACCAUCCAGUUUUAAAAAUGAUGAAAGUAAUAGUUACACUUAUAAAAACAAAUACAACAGAUUUUGAAAAAAGGAUAUUACAAGAACAUGAAGAGCUAAUUGGAUUAUUAACUUCUGAAGAGAUUCUUAAACAAUUCUUGGAGCGUGAACGAGAUCAUAUCAAUUUUCUACAAAGGCUUCACAUCAGAUUAUGCACCCAAGACGUGUCUAUGCAUGAAGAAGCAGUAGAUCUCAUUAGACAACAACAGGCUAUCGUACUACCGCCAUUAGUACUUGAGAAACUCUUUCUAAAUAACUUAACGAUAUCAUUCAUACCAGAUCACGUUGUAUACAAUCAAAUAAUCGAACAUGUCUUUAUAAAUGAAUCCUUAACUGAUAUUGAAGAAAAUGCGAAAAUACUCAUACAUGAGUUGAAGAAACGAAAAUAUAUAUUAGAGGCUUUGCUUAUUAUAAAAUUAAUGAAGAAAAUACCAUCGGCCUUAUGCACAUUUGAUACUUGUUUUGAAUUAUUAAUGCAGGAAUAAAUUUAUUCCGGUUGUAAAAAAUGCUGUGAUGUAUAUUGAAAAUAAGGAAAAGUUACAAAAAAGGUAGCUAUCAUAAAUAAUAUAUUUUAUUUUAUAUAAAAACUUUUAGAUGUGCGGAUGGUCUAGAAUUUAAAGUUGCUUCUAUUGUAAGUUCAAUGUAUUUCAUUGUAACAAAAAAUGUAAAUUAGACUGAAACAAUUUUAAAUC